This is a messenger RNA of Leptopilina boulardi, 6671 nucleotides long. RefSeq names its product optomotor-blind protein-like (gene bi). Gene Ontology annotation, cellular component: nucleus. Gene Ontology annotation, biological process: regulation of transcription by RNA polymerase II; cell fate specification; positive regulation of DNA-templated transcription. Gene Ontology annotation, molecular function: RNA polymerase II cis-regulatory region sequence-specific DNA binding; DNA-binding transcription factor activity, RNA polymerase II-specific. The transcript has 7 exons. NCBI's taxonomy places the organism in Eukaryota, Metazoa, Arthropoda, Insecta, Hymenoptera, Figitidae. The record is from RefSeq and is a predicted model, not a curated record. The coding region runs from base 679 to 3018 and encodes 779 amino acids.
CCCGACAGCUUCAGUCUUCGCGUUGCUGCCCUCCAGCAUUCACGCCUCCCGCGUUCGUUCCAUCGUGCUUGCGCCUUCUCUUUACGCACACGCGGCGGUAACACACAGUUCCCCGGGACUUUAGCACACCGACACCUUCGCGGGAGGGUGUGGGGGUGAGACCCGAGAGGAGGUGUCAAUCCUAGCGCUGCUCAGUGACCAUCGCGGCGCCACCCAAGUAACACCUUCACCUUUCACGAUCCCGCGAAAAACGUUGAAUACCCGCGAGUAACUGUUAAACGCCGGCCGUCGGAUCGCGACAAUUUUUUAUCAUUUUGUGACUAUAUAUGGAAUAAUCUCAGUGUCUGUAGUGUUUUUUCAAAAAUAACUGAAAUCAGUGUUGUUGUGUAGAGUCUUUUAUAGGACUCAGUGAUUUCGUGUGUGCCUCUAAUGCGGAUGAUGGGAUGAUCUAAAGAAAAAAAGAAUGCGAGUGAAUAAUGACAAAAGAUGUGGAUCAGUGUUGAUGGCUAAAUAUUGUUUGGAGAGAAUGUGACUCCGUCGGAGGUUGGUGCUUGGUUUCACCAACUUUGAAUUUUUUAAAAACUAAAGUGAAUUUUUUUUUUGUGUGGGUGAUAGUGUGCUUUCUUUGAGUCACUCGUAGAGGAAUCUCGCGCGACUCAGACCAUAUCGACCAUCUCGAUGAGAUUCGAACUAGACACGGCGUGCAGGGGUACCCACUGCGCCAGCACUCCGCUACCUGCACUGCAUCAUCAACACCAUCGUCUUGGGUCUCAUUUGGAGGAGACGAAAGGAAUUGAGACAUUUAGAAUUCAAAGAGAAACAACUGUUGAGACUAACGUGGUUGAGGGUGCCAAGACGGUGCUCAGGGGGGAGGCGGGGGGGCCUGGAAUGGCGUACCCCGCACCAGCGACAGCUUUAAAUCGGCACUCGCCCUUUUCCUCCUCCUCAGCUACCUCGAUAGCUAAUACCGUUCAAGGUAAUCCAAACGGACAUCUCACUGUGACUAGUGGUCAUUUACCAGCACCGGCGGCACCAAGACCAACAGACUUUAGUGUUUCGACUUUAUUGACAGCGGCAAAUACACAUCCACCAUUGCUUGGUGGCUCAUCAUCGCAAGGAAGUAUCUCGCCACCACCUGGUGGUCCUGGGAGUCCAGCAGCGGCACCCGAAACACCACCACCUUUAUCAUUGCAACGUGAAAUUUCACAUAAUUCAUCAGCGGUUGCUGCCGCUAGUUAUUUUGGUGCAUUAGCAGCCGCCGGCUUUUAUAAUCAUACUGCACAUCUACCACCAGUGAGUUCGCCAAGUGCUCAUCAUCUACAGAGUAAAGCAAUCCUCGCAGGAUCUCAUCAUCAUCCACAAUUUAAUCCACAAGCACUUGCACAUCCAGGUCUUGGAUUGGGACCACAAAGUUCUGAAGAAGCACACGCGGCAGUAUUAGCCGCUGCUGCUGCCGCUUUACAUCAUCAUCAUCAAGGAGCAUCCGGAGGUCCAACGAUGAGGCCAUUGAGGCAUCCACUGCCUCCUGGCAUGUUACAUUCGGCACCUCAUCCACUUGCCCCACAUCAUCCAUUGGCUGGACCUCAUCAUCCUCUUAUUCCACCUCAUCCUGAGGAGGAUGGUGUUGUCGAUGACCCAAAGGUCACUCUCGAAGGAAAAGAAUUGUGGGAAAAAUUCCAUAAACUUGGAACCGAAAUGGUCAUCACGAAAAGUGGCCGACGCAUGUUUCCUCCGUUUAAAGUGAGGGUGUCCGGAUUAGACGCGAAGACUAAAUACAUACUUCUAAUGGACAUCGUGGCAUCUGACGAGUACCGAUAUAAAUUUCACAACAGUAGAUGGAUGGUUGCUGGCAAAGCGGAUCCGGAAAUGCCGAAGAGAAUGUAUAUUCAUCCGGAUUCACCGAGCAGCGGUGAACAGUGGAUGCAGAAGGUCGUGAGUUUUCACAAACUUAAACUCACAAACAACAUCAGUGAUAAGCACGGCUUUGUAAGUACUACGAUAUUGAAUUCCAUGCACAAAUACCAGCCGAGGUUUCAUCUCGUCCGGGCCAACGACAUCCUCAAGCUCCCAUACUCCACGUUCAGGAGUUAUGUUUUCAAGGAAACGGAAUUCAUCGCUGUGACUGCCUACCAAAAUGAAAAGAUCACACAAUUGAAGAUUGACAACAACCCCUUUGCAAAAGGAUUCCGAGACACGGGAGCGGGGAAACGAGAGAAAAAAAGACAGGCGCUGUUGACGGUGUCAGGUGGAGGUUCUCGUUUGAGUUCUGGUGCUCCAGCAUCGCCGGAGAAGCGACGCUCAUCAAAUUCGGGAAAUGAUCUUAUGGACGAUGACGAUAAACUUCUUGAUGUUGUGGGACCGGAUACGCCUCAUCCAGCUCAUCAUCAUCGUGAAAGAGAACAUUCACGUGAAAGGGACGAUCGUACGAGUGAACGAGAAGGUUCGGAAUCAUCAGGAUCAGAAAGUGGCGGUACAAUGGGUCAAGCGGCAGCGUCGGAAGGUCCAAGGCCCGAUGUAUCAGUGGGACCACCACUUCAUCCACCUCUAUUGCCAUACCUCUAUCCACCUGUUCCGGGACUCUAUCCAAGUCCAGGUCAUUUAAUACCACCAAAUCCCUUAGGACUUCAUGGCGGUGUCACACCUGGUAUGAUUUUCAAUGCACAAUUAGCAUUGGCAGCGUCUCAACAUCCGGCACUUUUUGCUCAUUAUCCACAUCCACUGGCGAGUCCUUUACAUCAAUUGAAGGGCCAUCGUUUUGCACCCUAUACACUUCCAGCGUCGUCUCACGGUUCUGCGUUCGAAACCGUUACACCAGGAAGUCGUACACUCAGUCCAAGGUCACCACCUCCAAGGCCACCAACAAGAUCACCAACGCCAGGCAGUGGAAGUCUCGUCUCGGCGACCGGCGAACUGAAAUCAAUCGAAAAUAUGGUCAACGGUUUGCAGGAAAAAAGAAGAAGUCCCAGUCUCACGCCAGGACACAGGGGCGACACAGACGCUGGAGGAGGGAGUCCGUGACAGGAGAACGAUCAUGUAACCAGUACAAACUCAGAAUUCCUCGACGAUGAGGAACGAAAUCAAUCGAAUUCGGAGGAUUCGCUCGAUGAGGAGAGAGAGCCUGACUCAACGUCCGAACCAUCGUAGCCCCAACUUUAAUAAAGUCUCUCGAAAAAAAUGGGUUUGUCCAUUAAAAAAAGUUGGACUCUCUACUUGGUGCAACAUCCGGUAUAACCGGAGUGAAAAUAUAAAAUUUAAAUAUACAAAAGUGCAAUUUAAGGACAGUCCUCGAAUGGACAAAAAAAGAUGCCCAUCAAAUUCCGUGUGAGUGUAUAUAAUAUAUAAGAUUCUUUUUUUUCCACCUGGGUUUUUUCCGAUUUUAUCAGUGGACUUCCACCACAGAAGAACACUCCUAGGUGCCCUCCUCCCAUCUCCCCCGCCCCCACUUUGUAAAUUUACUCGAAAAAAAAGAGUCGAAUACCUGCGAAUACUUAGAAUUUAAGAAAAAAUCUAUUAUUAUAAUGAUAUUGCAAUAUAUAAGUGCACCUCCACUAUUUGCAGUCCUUGUACAUAUGUACCCUACUUGCAUAUAUAUUAUAUAUGAAAUAUAAAUACGACUAUCCUCUGUAUUAAUUAUUAAAUAUAUUAUUAUAUGGAUUAUUAGAGUCGUAAACAAUCAAUUCGGGACGCGCUCGCGAGUCGAAAAAAAAAAUUUAUAUAUAUUUAAAAAUAAUCGGUCCAACCGUCGGGGACGUCACACACGAAUAGGUACAAUUCAUUAUUUGGCAUCCCUUUGUUUUUGCACACACACACACACAAACACAACUAUAACUUGUUACACUAAUCCGAAAUUAGACUUUUAGUCCUUAAAAAUUCAUUUUUUAAACUUAGAUUUUUAAUAAACUUGAUGAAAACUUUUUUUUUCAUUUUUGGACCAAAAAAUAGAAUUCUAUUUAAAAUUAUACAAUUUUGCCGUCAUAAAUGAGAAUUUUUUUUUUUUAAUAAUAAUCCUUUGCCGGUAUUAAAAAAUCCAGUUUUUAAAUCAUUUCUCCAUUGAUUCGAAAUUUGAAAAUUUUUACUUUUUGAAAAAUUAAAUUGUCCGGAUGCGACGGCAAAGGAAUUAUAAAAAAAAAAUUCUCAAAAAUUCUAUCAUUUUAAUUACAAAGAAAAUUUUAGUUUUUUUCAAGUUUUAAUUCUCGUUUUUUGCUCAUCAGCAAACAAAACUCGGAGUCAAGAAAGAAAAAUUACGAUUUUAUUUCUAUAUUUAUUAUUAUUGUAUAGAUAACGACGAGAUUUUAAAUCUUACAAAAAAAAAUGCAUUAUUGUUAUUUCUGAAAAGUUGUUUUUUUUCUUCUCCAAAUGUAAGAAUUGUACAUUCCCGGAUUUCAGUGAAAAAAAAGUGUAGAAUACAUUUUUCAAAAUGUGAAAAAUUAAACACAAGUUUUUGAGUAAAUAUAUACAUGUAUGUAUAUGUUUGUCAUUUUUAAAUCAAAAAAACUUAAAUCUCGCAAAAAGGAUCGAGUUUCAUGUCUCGUACAUCAGUGUCGUCAUGUGAUAAAAAAAAGAAAGGCGAAAAGGAAGAUUCUCGAAGGCGCGUGCUUUCCACGAAACCUUUCCUUUUUCAUGAUUUUUUUUUUUUUUUUAACAAAUUGUAGUAAUUUUCCAAUUUUGAAAAUUCACGUUCUUUCAACGCGAAUACCAAAUUCUUGAUAAUUUUAAAUUGAACAUUUUUUGAAGUAAAUAUUGAUUUUUUUUUGGGGAAAAAUUGUCUUUAAUUUUAAAAUCAAUUCUUUGAAUUGAAAAAAAUUGUUUUCGUGUGGAAAAAAAAUUAUUUAUACCAAAGACCGUUUCUGUUUAAAAAACAAAAAGUUUUUAAUUGAAAUAUAUUUACGUUUAAAAAAUGUUUUUCACUUACAUUUUUGUAUUAAAAUUUUUUUAUUAAUGUAAAAAAUUCCAUAGGAAUAAGAAAAUUUGGUAUCGCAAUGGAAGUUUCGUAUAUUCACUCUGUAAAUUGUAUAAAAAGUAGAGGUUUCUAUAUAAAUUAUUGCAAAUCAUGUAAUAGCGGUUACAUAUAUGCAAUCAACUCACGUGAGUCUUAUAGAGAACACACAUCAAACAAUCGGGGAUUGUACUCACAAAGAUAAAAAAAAAAAAAAAGAAAUGUAAUAAACUGUGCUUAAAAGCAGGAUCAGAGUAAGUUAAAUUUCAGAUACAAAAAAAAGCUAUCAUUUGUAUGCGCCGAGGGGGUUUACUUACAUGUAGAUAUAAAUAAAUAUAUUAUGAUUUUCUUUUAGAAAAAUAGUGGUCUCAAAAGAAUAAUAAAAAAAAACACAACGGCGAAUACAGAAAGCUAGUAGUAUCUAGGAUAGUCUAGCUGCACCUCUGAAUAAUUCCUCGAUAUUGUUAUUUAUUUCAAUACAAAAAAAAAGAACUUCAAACCAUUAUUUUAAGCAUGGUUUCUUUUUGAAAAACUCAUUCAUUCGUAUACGAAAAUUAUUUUUAUUUAAAACUUACUAAAGUUUAUUUGUAAAUUAUAUCAAAGUUUUUUAAUUUAAAAAAUUUAAUUUAAUUAGGAAGAAAAAGAAGUUUAAUUAAUAAAAUUUUAAUUUGUUUGUAAAACAUUUCUUGUAUGUCAUGGUUUGAAAAACUCUUUGCUCCAAAUCUUUCUUUCUUUGUUUUUUGUUCAAUCGGAUGUUUCCAGAAAGAUUUGAAGCGAACGUAUAUAAUAUAAGAGAGAGAAAAAAAAUAAAAAAUGUCACGUCGCAUGUCACGAAAAGAAAAAUCAUCAUCAUUGGAAAUAAAAUAAUCAAGGCUCGUGGCUUACAAUUUCCUUGCUGCAAAAUUGAUUUGUAAAUAUAAACUCGACAUGAAAAUACAGAUUGUAUAUGUAAAAAAAAUUUCAUUUUUCAAAUUCAAUGACACGUGACAAUGAUAUUUAUAAAAACGAAAUCUGGUUAGACCAAAUUUCGUUUUUAGGUGCAGCUUCUUUUUUUCACGUUUUCGUGUUUCCAAGGGUAAACCAGAAAAAUACAUAAUUUUAAUCUUUCUUCAUCAAAAUUUUUGGCUGUUUAGUAAAUGUUGCGUGUAAAUUAAAUGUUAUGUAAGUGUUAAGUUCGUGUGUGAUUUUCCGAACAUGAAAAAUAAAAAUAAACAAAAACCCUUAGAAACUGAAAGCGUGAUUCUGAAUAAAAAAAAAAAAAAAAAACUCUAUGACUGUCUUUUUAGUGCGAAAAAUUAAUAUUAAAAAAAAAAAAUAAACUGUUUAUACAAUGUGACAAAAAAAGUGAAAGGACGUUAAAAACACGAUCAGCACAAUGAAAAUAACUAGAAUAUUUGAAAUUGAAAACAAAAAGAAAAAAAAAAUUUUGGGCCCAAGCUCAGGGCUGUUUUACUUUUGAGUGAUCGGUCUUAUAUAAAUAGAACUGGGUCGAGUUCGUCCUCUGUUUUUUAAGAAUUUUGCUCAACUUGUUAAUUUCUUCCAAGAAUAUUAAGCGCGGCCCUGUGCUCGAUUAAAAAAAAAAAAGGGCCCUUCGAAACAGCAAUAAGUCCUAUGAGACCGCAUCACUCCCUGAGAAUCAUAUUCCUAAUCGCUUGUAUGUAUAUUGUACACUCUGGCCCCCAAGCCCUCCAAAAAUCCACAUGAUUAAAAAUUAUAUAUUAAUUUAAAAAUAAAA